Paramuricea clavata is the source of this 1241-nucleotide messenger RNA. NCBI's taxonomy places the organism in Eukaryota, Metazoa, Cnidaria, Anthozoa, Malacalcyonacea, Plexauridae. The record is from the annotation of a GenBank genome assembly.
AUGGCGGCUGCGUUAUAUGUAAAUUUUAGCAUAUUUAUCGCUUUAUUUCUCGACUUGGUUAUAACUUGGACAUGUGGGACUUUGUGUGAGAGGUAAGCAUUAUAUGAUCUUUCAUAUCAGCCUAAGUUGUUCUGAACUCUGACUUCACCUUUAAUCGUAAUUUUGAAGAUGUCUCCAGUAGGUCGGGUGAUGAUAGCCACAGUGGAAGUGAUGAUGAGGAGUAUGGUGAAAGUGAGGGUAUGGUAGGUGUCUGCUCCAUAAGAGAAAAUGCUGAUGAUGGUGAUGAAAGUGAAUGUAUGGUAGGUUGCUGCUCCACAAGAGAAAAUGCUGAUGAUGGUGAUGAACGUCUGGAAUCUGGUGUGAAUGUUGAGAUGCAAGCUGGUUUCAUUGAUGAGAUUGAAACAGAAAAUAUAAAAACACAAGGUAUGAAAAGUUUUUGUAAUUCUACAUGUAUUUCUUUAAAUAUGUGAAGUACAGUCAUGGUUCGAAUCGCGCCUUCCAGAAUGGGGAAAACUGAGGAAAUGGAUGAAAAAUAUUUUGUAAUUAAUGAUGGGUGGGGGGCGGCAGAUAGGUUGGUUUAAGCUUGCUGAGGAAGACAUGAAGACAUGACAUUUGCAGAGCAAGACAAAAUUCGUGCAUUUCAGUGCAAAGAAGUUUAUGGAGGGAGGGAGAUUAGGGACAAAAUUGUUUCAGAGUCAAAACAUAUUGUGUCAUCAUGGUCAGUACCACCCAAUGCCUGUCCAACCUCGUUCCCAGGCUCUUUCUUUGGGGAAGGAAAGACCCUGGUCGGGGCUGGUCACGUGGCACCAAGAUCAAAUUUUACUUCAUGGGGGGUAGGGUAUUCGAAUUUUAUUGUCACUGCAAGCCACCAUGUUGGAAUACAUUGCUUUUUUCUCGUGUUUGCAGUUUGCUAUUUGUAAUAGUAUUUAUUUUAAUACUAUUUUGAAACCAAAGCAAGUAAUAACACCUACAUUUGAAAAGAGAUAUUAUUUGCAUCCUUCCUACUGGCUAGGGAAAGUCAUUAAUUUUCCAUCUUCUUCCUGGGUUGUUAUUUGCCAAAGAGAAGUUACUAAUAAAUUAAUAUCUCAGUCUUCGGGAUGUAGAUAUGUCUGCUUGUACAGCUGUAAUUAUCGUUGUAAGGUGAUAAUAAGCAACCAGAUUGGAUUAAGUGGCAUACAAGCAUCAGUUCUGGGCGUGAAAGUAUUACAACAAGAAAGAGAAUUCAGUUCGCUCGAAUGUGA